Messenger RNA from Meriones unguiculatus (Mongolian gerbil), 712 nucleotides. RefSeq lists its product as uncharacterized. Lineage: Eukaryota; Metazoa; Chordata; Mammalia; Rodentia; Muridae. Bases 53 to 712 code for a protein of 219 amino acids. The transcript has a single exon. The record is from RefSeq and is a predicted model, not a curated record.
UACUCUGCUGCUAGGACUUGCCCUCCAGCUCGGAAACUUUGAUCUUGUGGUGAUGGGAACUGAGUUUCAGGCCCUCACUCACAGCCAAGCCCUCAAAAACCUCUGUCAUCAGUUUUUAGAUCCUUACGAUGACUCAGAUCCUCCAGGUCAUGCCAACUGCCGAAGCUACCGCCAGCGUGCCUGCCGCCUCCUGGGAGACAGGAACCGCAUCACACCUUACUACACGGCGAGGUUCAAGACUGCUGAGGAGGCCAGUGGGGAAGACUGGCUCCCAACGAAGGCUCUGGAGCUCACCACGAAGGCUUCUGGCUGGGGCCCCAUAACCUUAGAAGUCAACGACGUGGACAUGCAGCCUGAGGGUGACCUGAAGGCACUUGGCCCCCAAGAGGCCAGUGGGUUGCCUGCCAAGCUGUGCCCAUCACCAGAGGACUGGAGGAUGACAACAAAGGCUGCCAGCCCCCUCAUUCCUGUGGAGGCCCUGGAGCUGGGCAGACACCUGCCGGGCAGAGCCAGAGCGCCCCGCUCACCACCCAGGCUUGGGAGCGACAGAGACAAGGGGCCCAGGCUGUCACUUUCCAAGAGGAAGCUGGAGCUUUUACUUGCAGAGCCUGAGAGAAUUAAGAGAAAGAAGAAGUACGUGGCUGAGCCAGGGCCCCGGGCAGGGACGGAGCCGGGGACUCACGCUACACUGGGAGUUAUGAGUGGGAGAUGA